AACUUCAGAGGCAGUCCUUUUCUCGAGGGAGUGCCUAGCUCUCGAGCCACGUAGGGGAAGGGAAUUCAGACAUCACAGUGCCGUAUUUUACCAUGCGAGCAAGCCUCCGUUCACUGGCUGCUCCCGUUACGCCAUCUUUUAGGCCUGGCCAGCGAGCGCAAGCUCUGGCUUUGCUCCCUCCCAUCCCAUUGUAUCGUCGUCUCCUGCGCAUUCACCGCAAGCGGCUCAAUCCCGAAGAGCGCGUCUUUGGCGACACGUACCUGAAAGCAGAAUUCCGAAGACACAAGGACAUUGAAAACCCAUUGCACAUCGUCGGAUUUCUGACGGAAUGGCAACAGUAUGGCCAGCAACUUGAAGGGGAGGAGUGGAAGGAUCAAAAAAUCGACUCCGCAUUGUUGGACAAGUUGAGUGAUCAACAAGUCGGGCAGAUGUAUGAGCUUAUGUUGGCGAUUCAGAAAAGAGGGAGGGAGAGUGUUGAUGAGGAAGAGGAGGGAGAAAUUUUGAAGGCAAUCGAAGAGGCCAAAGGCUCGGGUAAGACAACGGAGUCAUGAUGAGUCUGGCAGUGUGUGAAUACAGGUUCGGCAGAGGUCCACGUACAAGAAUUGGUGACAUUGCAGAUUGGCCAUCACUCAACCCGUCACAAACGAGGGAGGAGCCAUUGCGAACAACCGUCUCGGAUCGCAAGAACAUCGCUUGUCACCCUUCACUUCACGACCAACCCAACAGGCAUACAAUAUCUUUACAGAAGGCGAUGUCGCGCGAAUAUUAGUCUUCCAGCCGAGUUCCCCCUCCAGACGCUCAUCCAAUUCAACAACCUAGAUUCUACGCUCGAACUCUCGGAGAAAGAACCACAAUACCGUGGAGCCUGCGUAUUUGCACCUGGCCUACCUGCGAAGCAAAAACAAUCGCAACAUGUGCAAGACAGAAGCCUUUAAAUCUCACACCUGCCCACAUCACUGGAUGAGCAUCGUCAAACCAUGUGGCCCAGAAGCAUCCUUCAAGAACCAGACUCAUCGAUAUAAACCCGCAAGAAGUGGCUGGAAAAGACUGGUCCAACCAGAAUACCUCUCUGCGCCGGCCGAUAGCUGUCCAAACUGCGAUCUGAAGGGAGACUACGACGCGGACAAGACACGGAUCAUUCUCAGGAAACCCGGGGAGGCGGGCAAUUUGGGCAAUGGAUACAACAUGACUGAUGGCCGGGGGAGGGCAAUACCAGUGUAUCAUUAUGGGGGAUAUUUCCCGCCCGUGUCAUAUCCUCCGUCUGGGCCUACCGGAGUCUCGAUGGCUCGUCCUAACGGACAGCGGCAGCAGGCCGGGUGUUGCGUUGUGAUGUGAGCCGGCGUUCAAUACUGAGGAAGAGCGGUGCUCAUGGGUCAUACGGCUUCUUCUACUUGUGUGGCGAGCGAAGGGAGUGGUCGCGGGGGUCGUAUAUACAGCUAGAAUGGACUCUCGACGCCGUCUGUCAGCGGCGGCUUCCUCGCAAUUUUACCACAAUCCACCAUAUCAUGCUCUGAGCCUCUGCUUCAUCAAGUGACGGUUAACAAUGUUUACCACUCCCACCUUAUAUACCCA
Cladophialophora immunda is the source of this 1572-nucleotide messenger RNA. RefSeq lists its product as uncharacterized. The transcript has a single exon. The record is from RefSeq and is a predicted model, not a curated record. Lineage: Eukaryota; Fungi; Ascomycota; Eurotiomycetes; Chaetothyriales; Herpotrichiellaceae. Gene Ontology annotation, cellular component: mitochondrion; mitochondrial intermembrane space. Bases 93 to 551 code for a protein of 152 amino acids. Gene Ontology annotation, biological process: mitochondrial respiratory chain complex II assembly; succinate metabolic process.